Messenger RNA from Bactrocera latifrons, 755 nucleotides. RefSeq lists its product as uncharacterized. The record is from RefSeq and is a predicted model, not a curated record. Lineage: Eukaryota; Metazoa; Arthropoda; Insecta; Diptera; Tephritidae. Bases 169 to 573 code for a protein of 134 amino acids. The transcript has a single exon.
UUUAAAAUAGACAAAGUGUGUGAUUUUCACAGUACGGUUUUAGAACGCCAACAAAGCACACAGCUCGCAAAGAAACGGAAUAGUAAAAUAACGCGUUUAAAACGUUUAAAGGACUACAGUGAAAAAUAUAUAAAAAGGAUAUAAAUAGCACAAACAAAUACAAGAAAAAUGCCAUUGAAGAAGAAGGACGAAUAUAUACCCAUCAAGUGUGAGGGUUGGAAUGGCAAAUUCGUGUACAGUAACGGUGCGGCGAAUAAUGUUUCGAAAGUGCGUCGACACAAUCAAAAUGUCACCGACACCUCCAACUUCUAUGGCUACAGCACUGAGCCGAUCAUUCUGCCCGUGAGCUGGGACGGCACAUUUGCCAAGAGUGGCGAGACACGCAUACAACCAGAACGCAAUCGUUCCGACGAUACGGAAUACUUUCAGUACAAUACGGAACCCACCGUGUUGCCAACACAAUGGAAUGGCGAAUUCCAGCUCGAUCCCAAUGAUAUACGCAUCAAACCCGAGCGCAAUCACUCGGAUCCACGUGACUAUGCGGAGGCCAGCCGUUUCAAGCGUGUCAGUUAAACGCAUGCAGCCAUAGCUUGAAGCAUGUGGUGGUUCGAGGCAUUCAGCACUGAAACUGUUUUAAGUUUUUUUCUUUUACUAACAACGUGAUUUUUUGAAUUACUAAGCAUUAUUACACAGUUUUGCGCAACGUGGCUUGUUACUUAAAAGCGUGGCGACACACAUAUGUGUAACUUUUUGAA